AGGCUCUGAUCAAACCGAAUCGAAUCUGCGGAAUCGGUGUGGAAAUGAAUUGACCCAAACCAACGCGUUAAAUUUACACAAUCACGUUUUCUUUCUCUCUCUUCAUCAAUUCUUCUCUCUCUCUCUGCGCGCCAAGAGAGAGAGCAAAAUAUUCGCUGCCUUCUCCGAUCGCCGCCGGCGACCAGCUCCGGCGAAUCAUCAUCUGUUGACAUGAUUUUGCACCUCCCGGAACCCCUAGAACGUUGAUGCGACGAUCGAAUGCUCGAACUCGGGUCGGUUCGAAACCUAACCAAAUGGAUCCGAUGAUGAAGCUCCAAAUGCGCUCCAACAACCUCUUCGCUCGCAACUCUAAGGCCACCGCCACCAACAACGCCGCCAGGUGCUGCCAAUUCUCAAACACCUUCCUCGCUCCACUCUUCUUCUCUCUCCUCCUCUUCCUCUCCUACUACGCCUUCUUCUCCUCCUCUUCCUCCUCCGGGAACGGCUUCAGGUACCGGAUCAUCGUCGACGGCGGCAGCACCGGGACUAGAAUCCACGUCUUCAAGUACGGGGUAGAUGAUAAGGUGUUUGACUUCGGGAAGGAGGGGUUGGCGUCGAUGAGGGUGAACCCGGGUCUUUCCUCGUUCGCGGAGGAUCCGGAUGGGGCGGGUAUGUCCCUUUCGGAGCUGGUGGAGUUCGGGAAGGGUCGGAUCCCGAGGGGGAGUUGGAGGGACACGGAGAUUCGGCUCAUGGCAACGGCUGGGUUGAGGAUGCUGGAUGCGGAGGUGCAGGAGAAGAUUCUAGAAUCGUGUAGGAGAGUUCUGCGUUCCUCUGGGUUCAAAUUUAGGGACGAGUGGGCUUCUGUCAUCACAGGUUCUGAUGAAGGAGUGUAUGCCUGGGUUGUUGCUAAUUAUGCACUUGGCACUCUUGGAGGUGAUCCUUUGGAUACAACUGGGAUUAUUGAACUUGGCGGUGCUUCUGCUCAGGUGACCUUCAUAUCAAGAGAAUCGGUGCUUCCUUUGUUCUCACGUGCUGUUAAAUUUGGGAAUACCACUUACAACCUUUACAGCCACAGCUUUCUUCAUUUUGGCCAGAAUGCUGCUCAUGACUCAUGGAAAGAAGCACUUAUAUCAGGAGAUUUGAACUUAGCUUCUCAAUCGCUUCAGGAGGGUUUGCGCAUAGAUCCUUGUACUCCUACAGGGUACUCUCAUAAUGUUGAGUCGUUGAAAUUCUCUCUUAGCUCACUGAAUGAAAAAAGCCAAUAUCAGUUCACUGUCCAAACAAAGGGAAACUUUUCAGAGUGCAGAUCUGCAGCAUUGAUGCUGCUACAAAAUGGGAAAGAAUCAUGUUCUAAUCAGCAUUGUGACAUAGGAUCAACUUUCAUACCUAAGCUUCAGGGGAAAUUCUUGGCUACAGAAAACUUCUUUUACACAUCAAAGUUUUUUAGAUUGGAGCCAAGGGCUUAUCUGUCAAAUUUGAUGACUGCUGGGCAAGAAUUCUGUGGUGAGGAUUGGUUAAGGCUGAAGAAAAAAUACCCCUCCCAUGAAGAGGAAGAUCUACUUCGGUAUUGCUUCUCUUCAGCAUACAUUGUUGCUCUGCUUCAUGACAGUCUUGGAAUUGCUUUGGAUGAUGAAAGGGUCAAGGUUGCUAAUCAGGUGGGAAGUAUUCCGCUUGAUUGGGCUUUGGGAGCUUUUAUACUGCAAACCACAUCUGAUGCAGAUAUACAGAUGCAUGACUGGAUUGCUGCCUUUUUCAGUGUUGAAUCGCCUACUCUUCUCUCGCUCAUUGUAAUUUUUUUAGUAUUGUUGUUUACAGCAUGGUCUAUAUCUAGGUGGAGGAAACCUCAGUUGAAGACAAUUUAUGAUCUAGAAAAAGGACGAUAUAUAAUCACGCGAGUUGGUAGAUAAUUCUUGAUAGUAGACCAGAUCCAGAUUCUUGGUAUGUAUACGUGGAGGCAUUGUUGUGAUUAUGACGAAAAUAUUUAUACUUCCUCACUUGAUGGCCACGUCAUAUUAUGAAGGCCAUGCUAGUGGGGCUGAGAUUGUACAUCAUUGGAUUUGGAUGCAGCAUGCGGAGUUAUUCUUGCUGAGAAACUAGUUUAGAGUGGUGCGUUUCAUUUUGUGUUUUAUUGGAAUCCAGGAACAGAGUGCAUGCCGCUCCCUUUACUGGUUACUGAUAACAGUAGGGCAAGAAGUGGAGCAGGUCAGAUUAGGGAAUUGUCAUGGGGGAACUGGAUGCUGCAUCCUUCAACAGAAAAUACCUUAUCGUGUGGUAUUUGUACCAAACUCGGUAUAAAAAAUUACUGAAUUGAUAUGUUUCCAAUUGCCAUUCGUUUCUUCAUUCCCUGCCUGGAUAGCUAUUCUUGCAGAAUCUGAUUACGGAGACUUUGGAAUUCACUUAUUUAGAGGCUAAAUAUAAAUUGAGGUCAGUUGAAGCCAACCUUUAAUGUGAUUAUCCUAGGCAUAGAUUAAAUUACAAGUGCAGCAUGCGUUUAUUGGACU
Gastrolobium bilobum is the source of this 2480-nucleotide messenger RNA. Its product is annotated as probable apyrase 6. The record is from RefSeq and is a predicted model, not a curated record. Gene Ontology annotation, biological process: nucleoside diphosphate catabolic process. Bases 246 to 1886 code for a protein of 546 amino acids. Gene Ontology annotation, molecular function: nucleoside diphosphate phosphatase activity. The transcript has 8 exons. Gene Ontology annotation, cellular component: membrane. Lineage: Eukaryota; Viridiplantae; Streptophyta; Magnoliopsida; Fabales; Fabaceae.